This is a messenger RNA of Propithecus coquereli (Coquerel's sifaka), 1055 nucleotides long. It is a transcript of the gene BNIP1, whose product is annotated as BCL2/adenovirus E1B 19kDa interacting protein 1. NCBI's taxonomy places the organism in Eukaryota, Metazoa, Chordata, Mammalia, Primates, Indriidae. The transcript is spliced from 6 exons. Gene Ontology annotation, biological process: retrograde vesicle-mediated transport, Golgi to endoplasmic reticulum. Gene Ontology annotation, cellular component: SNARE complex; endoplasmic reticulum. Gene Ontology annotation, molecular function: SNAP receptor activity. The record is from RefSeq and is a predicted model, not a curated record. The coding region runs from base 9 to 695 and encodes 228 amino acids.
UCUCCAACAUGGCGGCUCCCCAAGAUGUCCACGUCCGGAUCUGUAACCAAGAGAUUGUCAAAUUCGACCUGGAGGUGAAGGCGCUUAUCCAGGAUAUUCGUGAUUGUUCGGGACCUUUAAGUGCACUUACCGAACUGAAUACUAAAGUGAAAGAGAAAUUUCAACAGUUACGUUACAGAAUACAGGAGCUUGAGCAGUCGGCUAAAGAGCAAGACAAAGAGUCAGAGAAGCAACUUCUACUCCAGGAAGUGGAGAAUCACAAAAAGCAGAUGCUCAGCAAUCAGACCUCAUGGAGGAAAGCUAAUCUCACUUGCAAAAUUGCAAUCGACAAUCUAGAGAAAGCAGAACUUCUCCAGGGAGGAGAGCUCUUAAGGCAAAGGAAAACCACCAAAGAAAGCUUGGCCCAGACGUCCAGCGCCAUCACAGAGAGCCUCAUGGGGAUCAGCAGGAUGAUGUCCCAGCAGGUCCAGCAGAGCGAGGAGGCCAUGCAGACUCUAGUCAAUUCUUCACGAACAAUCCUGGACGCAAAUGAAGAAUUUAAGUCCAUGUCUGGGACCAUCCAGCUGGGCCGGAAGCUCAUCACAAAAUACAAUCGCCGGGAGCUGACGGACAAGCUUCUCAUCUUCCUUGCUCUGGCCUUGUUUCUCGCUACGGUCCUCUACAUCGUGAAAAAGCGGCUCUUUCCUUUUUUGUGAGACCUCAAAGCUGCCAGCUUUGGCUCUUCCAGCUCCUGUGUCAGGGUCCUGAGCGCCAGCCCAGGCUGCCAGGCCGAGCCACAGCCGCGUUUGCUCCCGUUGCUCAGCAGGUCAGGCGGAAACGCAGCUGCCCGGUGCUCUGCAAGUGGCUUGUAGGGAGCGAGCCAAGCAACAGGGGCAGGCCUGUCCCUGUGACACCAUCAGGACACAGGGGUCCCUGAGCACUGUGGGUGCUGCCGGGUGGAGCACUCAGAGCCCAGCAGCCAGGAUGUGAUCCUCUCUCCCUGUCCCACUGAGCCCUAAACGCCAGAUCUGGUGGAGGGAAGAGAGAAGAGGUGGGAAGAAGGAUGAUGAAAACUC